AUGGCUUUCGUUCGGGAUUGGAAACGGGAGCCUGGGUUGUUCAAGAAGCUCAUGUUGCCUUGCAUUAUUGGCCUGAUUCUCCUUGCAUUCGGCCUCAGGACCAAAACGAAUAUCGAAGCCGAGCAACCUGUCAACCGAAUCUAUAAGCGAAUCCUCCAUUGGGGCGGUGAAGAGGCUCAAACUUCGAAUACCGAUGCUAUUUGGCAGCCCAAAGCAGGAAUCAAAUGGCAGAUCCAGUUGGAGAAUCCAGUUGAUGACAUCUCCAUGGACGCCGAUGUCUUCGACAUUGACCUCUUUGACAAUGCCAUAGAGACAAUCUCCAAGAUACACGCCAAGGGAUCCAAAGUGAUAUGUUAUUUCUCCGCCGGAACAUACGAAGACUGGCGCUCUGAUGCGAGCAAAUUCUCCGAAUCAGACUUUGGCAAUGGUCUUGAGGACUGGCCAGGCGAGCGCUGGCUCGAUCUUCAUUCGACCAAUGUCCGCCAGAUCAUGAAAAGCCGUCUUGAUAUGGCACAGGGUAAGGGCUGCGAUGGUGUUGAUCCAGACAAUAUUGAUGCAUACGGCAAUGACAAUGGCCUCGGUCUGACCGAAGCUGAUUCCAUUGACUACCUGGAUUUUCUUUCGUCCGAGGCUCACUCCCGUGGCAUGUCAGUUGGACUCAAGAACGGAGGCGACAUUAUUGCCUCUGUCAUCGAAAAAAUGCAAUGGUCUGUGAACGAACAGUGUGCACAAUACGACGAGUGUGACGUCUAUGCCGCUUUCACCGAUGUCAACAAGCCGGUAUUCCACAUUGAGUAUGUCGGAGAGAUUGAUACUAAUACCAAGCUCAAAGCUCGAGUGACAAAUGAAGAAAAGUCCACGGUCUGCAAUGCGAAGAGCGCAGACAAGUUCUCGACUGUCAUCAAAAACAUGGAUCUGGAUGCCUGGGUCCAGUAUUGCUAA
Molecule: messenger RNA, 942 nt
Organism: Penicillium maclennaniae
Lineage: Eukaryota; Fungi; Ascomycota; Eurotiomycetes; Eurotiales; Aspergillaceae
Product: endo alpha-1,4 polygalactosaminidase
Exons: 1
Coding region: 1-942 (313 amino acids)
Source: RefSeq, a predicted model, not a curated record